Drosophila ficusphila is the source of this 2359-nucleotide messenger RNA. RefSeq names its product tudor and KH domain-containing protein homolog (gene papi). The record is from RefSeq and is a predicted model, not a curated record. Gene Ontology annotation, biological process: spermatogenesis. The transcript is spliced from 5 exons. NCBI's taxonomy places the organism in Eukaryota, Metazoa, Arthropoda, Insecta, Diptera, Drosophilidae. Gene Ontology annotation, molecular function: RNA binding. The coding region runs from base 314 to 2047 and encodes 577 amino acids.
UGGUCACGGUCACACCGCUUUGCACGUUUUUAUGCGGCAUUAUUAUUUUUUGUUGCUUUCUGACGUAAAUUGCAAUUGUUAAAGCCCUGAAAACCGUGCUUCCACUCUAAAGGAUUACAUGAAUGGUUAAAUAGUGACAAGAUAAGCAACAUACAAAGGAACAAAUACAAGCAAAAAUAGUGAAUGGAAGGAAUCAAAAGACAGUUGCGAUACAAAAGAAAUAAAGUGGUUUACAAUAAAACAGAAGUGCAGCUGAACAUACUUCCGAAAACAUUUAGUACUACGUCCUCCCAUCCACACACACUUCAACAAAAUGUUGCGUAACUCGCCUUUCGGUGCCACGCCCACCUACAAAUUACUGCUGGGCUUUGGACUCUGCUCCCUCGGAGGCGCCAUGCUGUACGCCUACUUUAAGACUCGAAACGAAGACGAGGAUACGGACUCAAAUGACCAGCAGCAGUCACCCGGGAAUAGAGGACAGGCCGUGGAACGGAAGCCCCAAAAGGAAGUGUGCCUCAAAAUCGUUGUCGACAACGAACAUGUCCCCCUAAUAAUGGGUCGUGGUGGUUCCAAUAUCAAGCUGAUUGAAGAAAAGACCCAGGCCAAGAUAAGAUUACGGGACAAAGACAGCGGUCACAAAUUCUGUGAUAUCACCGGUGUUCCCGAUGCUGUGAAAGCAGCAAGAGUUCUGUUGAUCAAGGAAAUUGAGCGGGCGCCUGUGGUGAAAGUAGAACUGCAAGUGCCCCAGAGACUGGCUAGCAAACUAAAUGGACGCGGUGGCGAACUCGUUCAGGAGAUUCGAAGUACUUCGCUUGCGAAGCUGAAUAUCGAUUUAAACGGUCGGAAUGGCAAAGCUAAAAUCACGAUUGUGGGCAACCAGAAGCAGGUUAACGUAGCCCGCAAAAUGCUCGAUGAUCAAAUAGAGGAGGAUGAGGAGCUUCUGCGAUCCAUGGAGGAAGUGGAGCAGCGUCGAGAGCCCCGCAGAUCACCCACGAACAGCGUGGCUUCUUCCAGUUUGUACUCCUCGCAGACAUCCUUGAGUUCCCACACACAACCUAGGGAUAAACUGAUGGCCUCCAAGGGCGAGGGAAAACCCAUGGAGGUAUACGUUUCUGCCGUUGCCUCUCCCACCAAAUUUUGGGUGCAGCUGAUUGGACCGCAAUCCAAGAAAUUAGACAACAUGGUCCAGGAGAUGACUUCCUAUUAUAGCAGUGCUGAAAACAGGGCAAAGCAUGUUCUCACUGCGCCCUAUGUGGGUCAAAUUGUGGCCGCCGUCUUUAAGUUCGAUGAGAAGUGGUAUCGUGCUGAGAUUGUAGACAUUAUGCCGAACCAGUACAAUCCAAAGGAGCAGGUAAUCGAUCUGUACUUUGUGGACUAUGGGGAUAGUGAAUAUAUCUCACCAGCGGAUAUUUGUGAGCUGCGCACUGAUUUCCUUACGCUCAGAUUUCAAGCAGUUGAAUGCUUUUUGGCCAACGUAAAGUCCACCAUCCAAACUGAGCCCAUUACCUGGCCAAAGUCCUCUAUCUCAAAGUUCGAGGAGUUGACAGAAGUGGCCCAUUGGAGGAAGCUGAUCGCUCGGGUGGUGACCUACAAGGAGCGUCCAAAGUCCACCACUGCGGUGAAUUCCGCUGCCAAGGAGGGAACCCCACUGCCAGGAGUGGAACUAUUUGAUCCGGCAGAUAAUGCCGAACUGAACAUUGGCGACCUAAUGAUCACCCAGGGCUUUGCUUUACCACUGGACGAUUCGUAUCCAGUAAGAUCUCGCUCCUCCACGCCUUCGAGUAACAGUGACUCGACCAUUGAGGAGCUGUGCGUUAGCAAUCCAGUGACUCCCCUGACGCCCCACUCUCCCAUGUCGAUGUCUAUUGAUGCGGAUAGCAUUACGCAGGCAGAGGAUGAACACCUCGCCCAGCAGCUGCAGCACUUGCAGCACAAACUCAAUGGAAACAACAUAGGAACCAUUAAUCCAGCCAAACUGACGGCGACAGACCUCGAAAAUGGGAAUAACAAUAAUGCGAGUACCACAAAUGGCGGCAGCACGCAUUAGGAAUCCACUUUGUUACUAGUUAUCCUCGCCUAAUUCUUAAUAAUAUUGAGGCUGGAUGACCAGCUCGCUACUUGACGUGUACAUAAAAGUAUAGCUUUUAGAGAACUUUAUAUAUAGGUACGAAGAAACACUGUUAAUUUAUCGCCGUGACUGAUCGACAUAUCCUAGAUCAUAGAAGCUGACGAUGGACCGGCACAGAUCCUUAAUUGUUUUUAGCAAGCUUUGCCAUGUUACUUAUUGUUAGUAAGUGCAAAAAAAAAAAACAUUUGUACAUUAACAAAAAAUACAAAAAGAUCACAAAUUUAUCAAAAG